This is a messenger RNA of Zeugodacus cucurbitae (melon fly), 38143 nucleotides long. It is a transcript of the gene shn, whose product is annotated as pneumococcal serine-rich repeat protein. Gene Ontology annotation, cellular component: nucleus. Gene Ontology annotation, biological process: regulation of transcription by RNA polymerase II. The record is from RefSeq and is a predicted model, not a curated record. The transcript is spliced from 8 exons. Lineage: Eukaryota; Metazoa; Arthropoda; Insecta; Diptera; Tephritidae. Bases 27680 to 36739 code for a protein of 3019 amino acids. Gene Ontology annotation, molecular function: DNA-binding transcription factor activity, RNA polymerase II-specific; RNA polymerase II cis-regulatory region sequence-specific DNA binding; zinc ion binding.
GUCGUUUGUUCGUCAUUUAACGCCGUUAAAGAAGGACGUUCGUACGGUAUCGCGCGGACGUAACAACGCUUUUCUGUCGUUUCUUGGCCAAAAACAAAAACAAAAUGCAAUAAAGCACAUGCAAAGCGAGUAGGAAAUAAAAAAAAAGAAAAACAAAAACAUGAAAUGAAUUGAAAUAAAAUUUGUGGCAGCAAAAAACAAGUGCAAAGCAGCAUUCAACAAUGAAUAUAAUUUGAAUUUUAAUAUUAAUUAUCUUUCUAAAGUGCUUAAUGAAAUACUGCUGCUCUUAUCAGUUGGGCAACUAAUAGAAAUAUUUAUAAACUGUUGCAGCUGUGUUGUUGCAUUGCAUUUGCACUGCAUUUGCACUGCAUUUGCACUGCAUUUGCACUGAUUUUGUGCUUUUACUUUUCGGUGCGAAAGUGAAAUUAAUUAAAACUAAGAAUAUAAUUUAAUUAAAAUUAGUGCGUAAUUCAAGAUUUGUAGAGUUUUUGGCUAGCGUUUGCGGUUGUUUUGCGAUUUUUUUUUAUUUAAUGGUCUUUUCCACUGUGCGAACAUUUUUCCGUCGCGCGUGCUGAGAAUGUAAUUAAAAUAGUAAUCAUAAUUAUUAAAAAGGCUUACCCUUUUUCAAUAAAUGUAUGCAAUUUAAGAAAACACCGAGAAAAUGUAUUUAACGUGACACAUAUCAACGAAUUUUUCAUGGAAUAAUCAAUAGAAAUAGUGAACAAACGAUAUAUAUACAUAUAUAUACGAAAGUUAGAUCUUAAAAAAAUAUUUAAAAACAAAAUUGCAAAAAAAUAAAAAAAUAAAUAUACAAAUUCUCAAGUGUAACGAGAAAAAUACCAAAAAAAAAUAAAUAAUAUCGUAUCAACAGACUCAGUAGUAGAUUGUAUGACUUACGAACUACAAAUAAAUACAAUACAAACGAGUUCAAAGCGCAGAUGCUACAACAACACUACGAGUAAAAGCUUAAAAUAUAAUAAUUUCGAGAAAUACUAACAACAAUAAUAAUAACAAAAAUGUUGUCAUUCUAUGCAAAUUACGUGGCACACACGUCUCGACAGACGCCCACAAUGGAAAUAACGUUUGCCAAGCUGCUUGAACUUAAUAUGCCAUAGAAAGAAAUGUACAACAACACUAAUAAACACACUGUAUUUCACCAACACUGUAGUGAUGAAUGUGUGAAAAAGUGUAAAUGUCAUGACGUUUAUUUAUUGUCUACGACAAAACCACAAAAGCCGAAAAAUAAACAACAACAACAAUAACAACAGCAACAACUAGUCUGAAUAGUUAAAUCACACACAACAAGUAAAGAAGAAGAAGCAGCAGCGCUUCAACUAUUUAUGUUCAUUUAUAUGUGUGCGUGACACGUUGCGGUGUAACAAAAGUAACAACAAUAAUUCAUACAAUAACAACAACAACGCCAGCGAGUAAAAGCAAUAUUAGCUUCAAGGACAUUGACAAGCUGAGCAAUCACGAGGCAGGAUAACGUCGCAAACGAGUGGCCACGAAGUUGAUAACCGACAGUAUAACUGUAAGCUAACGGUAUACCAUAGAUAUAUUUGAAUCCGUGUGUGUUCUUCAUACAACUUUUUCGCUUUAUUGCUUGAGUGUGGCAAUAAAAGUGGCAAGAAGAGAAGUAGAAAGCAACAAAGUCUGUCAUCGAUACGGUUGAAGAAUUUAGUCACCCUGUUGCUUGGAAUUCAAUAGCACACCGACAAAGGCAGCUUAUGACUUAGUGCAUAUAUACAAGAUACUUUAUAUGUAUAUAGAGAAACAUAUAUAAGCAAAGACCGCGUGUGUUGUCGGCAUUUGUUUGUUGUUUUGCACAUAGGAAGAAAGCUCGGCAAGUUAGCCUUGUGCUACAAUUUCUCAAAUACACACAUACAUAUAUACUUAUAUAUAUAUAUAUAUGUACAGUUAUCACCUAGUGUGGCUUACGACAAUGCGACGUCGCUAAUUUCAAUAUAAAUAAAGCUGUACAACACAGCAACCAAGCAAUGUAAGGACAAAAACAAAGAAAACCAAGAAUACACAAGCGAAUAACCACCCACUCUGCUACAACAACAACAACAACAAAGGUGAACUAAAAGCGUUCAAUACAAACAAAACUGCAAUAACAACUUACCACCAAACGAACAUCUUCACUACAAAACAACAAACAAUAAAAAACAAAAGCAACAACAACACUAACAAAAUCAACUUCAAAGCUUUAAGGAUUAAGCAAGCAUUAAUAUCGAUCAGUUACAAAAGACAGCAACAAAUAAACCACUGGCAGCAGGAGAAAGUAGUCAUAACAACAACAACAACAGAAACAAAAAAGAAAAACGAAAACAAUAAUAAUAACAAAAACGUUAUUAUUAACGUCAUACGUCGCCACUAAAACGUGCAACGAACAGACAGCGAGCGCACGUAACAACAACAACAGCAAAUAUACACUUACACAUAUGACUGUAUAUUAGCUUAAAAUUAGAGUCUCUUGUAGAAACACCUAUACAGCUGACAAACACGCGUUAGUAGCAGCGCAUCGCCUGCGCCUACCCGAACAAAUAGCAUUUCAACAACAACAAAAUGGCACGACGCAAAGGAAGCGGAAGAGGAAAGUCAACAGUGAAUUCACGAAAAUCGGCGUUGGAGAAUGCGCGCGAGCGGCUCAAAGGUGAGUGUAUAGAAGAUAUUUUUCAACUUGUAUGUGCCUAAAUAAAUUAAAUAAUUGCAUUAAUUUGGUUGAACGCAAUUCAAUGAGGGUGGGAAGAAUAUUUUGUUUGUUUAAAAAAUCAAAAAAUAAAAAAUAGUAAGGGAUAGCUAACUUCUGGCGGAACUGAAUAAUAAAUACUAGUGGAAAUUGUAGUAAAUAUUAAUAGAUAUUUAAAGACACGCUGAUAAAUUUAAAAACUCAAUAAAGAAUUUAUAUUAUUGAGCGACGUACGUACGUCAAAAAAAUUCAACAAUAAAUUUCCGAGGUAAUCGGUAACAGUAUUUUUAGCCGGUAAAUUAAUGUAAUCGGCAUCAUUUUUUCGGGUGUAACUGAACAUUUUAUACUCUCAAUUUAUUUAUUUAAUUUUAUUACGAUAACAAACAAUUUGAUAUUCGGCAUAUAUAUGGUAUAAAGUCCAUUGAAAGUUUGAUAAUCCUAAUAUUAAGUAUAUGGGAGUUAGGUGAAGUUAUGACCCCAUUUCACGUAUUUUAGGCACGGAGACAUUAUAUUAGAAAAAAAAUAUUCCCUCUGAAUUUAUUCAAAAUAUCUGAGAGAUUCACCUCUAUUUUCGUUAAAAAAUGUAUUCGAAGCUCUAAGGUUCGAUGUAUGAGGCCUUGAAUACUUAUGGUCCGAUUUUGGCGAUUUUUAGAAGAGCGAUGCCACACUAUAAAUGCAGUAUUUGUGCAAAGUUAUAUUCCGAUAUCUGCACUGGUGCUUCCUUUAUAUAUUGUAAAGUAAACGAUUCAGAUUGGCUUCAAAGUUCUGGUAUAUGGGAAGUAGGCGUGGUUGUGAACCCAUUUGGCCUAUUUUCACAACAUAUAAUUGGGAUGCAAGGGAAAUAUUACAAAUCGAAUUUCAUUGAAAUUGGUCGAGUAGUUUCGAAGAUAUGGUUUUGCGCCCAUAAGUGGGCGGAACCACGCCCAUUUAAAAUUUUGCUUACAAUUUUGAAUGCAGCUCUUCUGUGCCUUCUUUAUAAUGAAAUUUAAGGCUUCUGUUAGUUUUCCUUACUGAAUUAAAGCAUUUUUAGUAGUUUUCAACAUAACCUUUGUAUGGGAGGUGGGCGUGGUUAUAAUUCGAUUUUCUCCAUUUUUGGACUAUAUAAGGAAAUACCUAAAAAGACGACUCCUGAAAGUUUCGUUGAUAUAGUUUUAAUAGUAUAGAUAUGAACAAAAAACUAAGUAUGGGCCGGGGCCACGUCCACUUUCCCAAAAAAAAUAUUCUGAAGGAUAAUUUAAAAUAAAGCGCUCAAAAGCUGAAUCUUGGGUAACACUUUCAUUUCCAACAGAACAAUGGCUACAAUCGCACUGUUCACGAAGCGUGGAUUUGGAUCAUAUACAAUGUGUCUCAAAUUCUUUCGACUCCUCCACAGUCUCUAGACCUAAAUCCCAUAGAACACGCCUUGGUAGGCGUGUCAGUAAACAAAAUAUUACUAACAAAUCUCAACUAAAAGAUGUUCUUCACUAAGAUUCAUCAUAUAUAUGUAUACCUUUACAUACUGGCCAUGUCGCUUCCUUAAUACCUUAUAUCUAAUAUAUAAUAUGUAUACUAUGUGUGAAUAAUUUUACUUUCGCUUCCAAGAAUGUGUUUCAUAUCAGUUUGUUGUCGAUAAAAGUAAAAGUUAUCAUGCAAUUCAUAAAUAUACAUAUACUCAAGGUCAGCAACUCAAUACUAAAAACAACAAGGGACACAAGUAGAUAAAAAAAUCUAUAGAAACAAAUUUAUUUGAUUAGAAAUUUCAACCAAAAUUGUUUAUGUAUAGGUAUACAAAAGAUUUGCAUAUUUGAGUAGCUUUCAGUGUUUUCCUAAAACUUUUUGACAGUAUUAUGACAGCAGAAAGGAUUAAUACCAUAACCACAAACACAUAUUGGAAUUAAUUAACUGUAAAUUAAUCGCUACAUAAGCUUCGAUAUAGGCAUAUAUGGAGAUUACUACUAAAUUUCGGUUACAUAUUAUAUAAAUAUAUAUUCAUGCAUACCGCUUAUCCUUUCCACAUAACAAAAUCAUUUCCGCAGCAAAAGUGCCAUAAAUUCAGCAUAGUCUUACAUUUCUUUGUUAGAAGCUAAUGAAUUACCUCGUCUCUACGGCAACCACAAAUCGAAAAUUUCCAAUAAAAUCAUUAGAAAGGAAAACAAAUACUGUUAAUCAAAUAUAUAGUAUAUAUGUAUGGCUGAAUUGCUCUAUAAACACACAGAGACAAAGCGCUUCGCUGUUUCAGCGCGCAAAUGCGAAAAUGAAAAGCUAUUAGAAAUUCCAUUGAAAAAUUGUACCUACGCUCCGCCGCUAGGAAAUAAAUUAAUUGCAUAAAUUCCAAUGAACGCCAGUGCACACCACCCACCCUUAACCAUUGGCAGAAUUUGAAGGUCGACACGUCAUCGCGAAAUGAAAAUGCGCGAACUAACAUACGAACGCUGUGUGCGCCACUUGGUGGGUUGGUGGCUUGGUAUGCCAGAGCGGCGUAUUGGCGGCUAAUAUUUAUUACAGUACAUACUUGUGUGUGUGGAACAAUGGGGUGUGUAAGCUAGACAGUGCUUCCAGGUGUUUUGCGAAAUUAACGGUAUGGUACAUAUAUACAUACAUAUAUACAAUUGAGUGUAGUAGAUGUUUGCAAAUUGUAGGGAAUAAAAGUAAAAUUAUCUGCUUGUUAUCUUUUUGCCGGCGAUUAGAUUUAUGUGUGCGAUUGCAAAUUGAAGCACAUACCUUAUCUCAGUGUCGUUAUUUUCACCGCCACUGUACAUGUAUUUAUAUUUAUUUUUGCCAAGCCGAUUUUAUAAAAAUUAGACAGUGUGUUACUCACCUACUUAUGUACAGCUGUUUCGCAUGUGCUUUGUUGUGCAGCAUUUUGUGAGCGUUACGUAGUUGAUGUGAUGAAAUGACACUAAAAAUAAAUUAAAUCACUCAUUACUUAGAUAUAUAGUAUAUAAAAUAGACACAAUAAUUUUAACUUUUAAUUGCCAACAAAUUUUUGGCUGAUUUUUUCAUUUGCAUUUCGUAGAGUGUAUUUAUAGUUUAAGAACUGAUACGACUAACGAAAAUAUAACAAAUACAAGUGAAAUUUAAAAUUAAUUAUAUAAAUAAUCGAUUAACUUUUGUUUUAAGAAAAUGUAAUCGCUUAAUUAUAAUUUUUAUCUCACAUAUAGAACGACAUAUACCGUAAUGACAGAAAUCUUUAUAUUGGGUAUAUAGGAACUAGGAGUAAAUAUGGACCCCAUUUGGACUCAAUAGUACAUUAAACUCAAGAAGGCAUACUUAUUUCGUUCCAGAAUAUAUAUAUAUAUAUAUCAGGAAACAAGUAAGGAAGAACUAAAUUCGGGUGUCACCGAACAUUUCAUACUCUCGCAAUUUAUUUAUUUAAUUUUAUUAACAUAACAAACAAUUUGACUCACAUAUUCGGCAUAUAUAUAGUAUAAAGUCCAUUGAAAGUUUGCAAACCCUAAUAUUAGGUAUAUGGGAGCCCGAUUUCACUCAUUUUUGGCACAUGAACAUAUUAUUAGAAGAAAAAUAUUCCCUCUGAAUUUGUUCCAAAUAACUGUGAUACUAAGGAGAAGCACUCAGGUCCUCAUAUUCAAUAUAUAGGGUCUUGAAAACUUAUUGACCGAUUUCGACGAUUUUUAGAAGGGCGUUGCCACUCUUUAAAUAUAGUAUUUUUGCAAAGUUCUGUCCGAUAUCUUUACUAGUGCUUACAUUAUACAUAUACACGUAUUGUAAAGUAAACUAUUCAGACCGACUUCAAAGUUCUGGUAUAUGGGAAAUAGGCGUGGUUGUGAACCGAUUUGGACUAUUUUCACAUCAUAUCAUUGCGAAGCUAGGAAGAUAUUAUGAACCAAAUUUCAUUGAAAUUGGUCGAAAAUUGGUUCGGAGAUAUGGAUUUUGAAACCUAAGUGGGCGGAACCACGCCCAUUUAAAAUUUUGUAUACCAUUUUGAGUGCAGCAGUUCUGCACCAUCUUUAUAACGCAAUUUAAGGCUUCUGGUGGUUUUCCAUACUGAAUUAAAGCAUUUUUAAUAGUUUUCAACAUAGCCUUGGUAUGGGAGGUGGGAGUGGUUAUAAUCCGAUUUCCUCCAUUUUUGGAUUGUAUAAGGCAAUACCUGAAAUAAAUGACUCUAGAAAAUUUCCUUGAUAUAGCUUUAGUAUUUUGCUCGCUCACUUCCCCAAAAAAAGUUACAUCCACAUAUACCCCUUUAUAGUGCGAUCCUUCAUACUAAAUUUUACUUAAAUAGCUUAAUUUGUGGCUUAGUUAUAGCUCUUUAUAUGUUUUCGGUUAUUGCCAUUUUGUGGGCGUGGCACUGGUCCGAAUACGCCUAUUUUCAAACUUAAUCUUCUUUUGGUGCCAAGAAAUACGUCUUCCAAGUUUCAUCAAGAUAAUCGGAAGACACCAAAAUCCGCAUAUUUUGCCAUAUGAGAAGCUAAGACCGUCUUAAAAGAGAAUUCCCGCAUUUCAGAGACGCUUUUUGGACUACAUUUCGAUAUCUUUGUUAGGUCCCUCAAUACAAGUAAAUUGGAUGAAAUUCUAUAUUAAAAACGACUUUUAUGGAAAAUAAGUGUUAUUGUGAAGGGAUUAUUUGCCAUUUUGAAAUUGAAUCAAAGAGUUAUUUCGUGAUUCGCAAGAAAUUCUAAUAUAUCUGCUUCCGUACAUCCACAGUGAAUAUGGUUCCACAUACGAAUUUUUCAACCUAAUUAGUUACUGAGUUUUAGUCUCUUUUAUUACAAUCGGUUAAUAUAUAUUCCAAAAUAUCCGAAUAACUGUUAAGUUAUUGAUUCGGAAGACGAAGUUUCUUUCGUUAUUAAGAUCAUUUUGAGAGUAAUAAGGUUUGGUUUUAAACUGCUAACGUUUGCAAUAGAAGAGCGUUUCGCUCUCCAGAAAUCCACAAAAGAGAGCGAAAGGCGAGAGAGUUAAGAGUGAAAAGAGUUGUUGCUUAAAUUUUAGAGAAUAAAAAAUACAAAAAGGAACGAAGAGAAAGAAAAGAACGAAUGAAAAAAUAAGCGACUAAAAAUGGAAUAGAGAGUACUAUCCAAGUUUUGAAGCUUGAGUCAAAGUCAUUUUAUAUCUUCAAAAUUAUAUAGUUAAUCUACAAUAUGGUUAUAUAUAUAGUCCAAUAUAAAUUGUUUGAAGGUGAAAAUUUUGAUCUAUUUUAGGAAUUGUUCCAAAUAUUUAUAUUUCAAAUCGCGUAACACAAAAAAUGUCCGCUUAACUACAUACCAUACAUACGAUACAUAGUUGAAGGAUAUUUUAAAACAAUUUUAAAAUGAAAAUGAAUACAAAUAAAAACUUUCAUGGGCAUACUUACACUAAAUUACACUUAAUAAAGUUUCAAAAUUAUGAAUACAAAUGUCAUAGCAAGCGAAUGAAAACUCUUACCUUAUGAACAAUUCAUUUAUAAUUUGAGGAGAUUCCCGGGAAAACCCCAACCAACUACGAACAAUCACUUCUCUUUUAGGGAGAUUCCUUGGUAAAACCCAUGCACUAAAGCACCUUUCAUUUGCACUCAUAAUAACGGACAUUCAGCGAAACACUCGAACACGAAAUACAAUGCGCACAAAUAAACACAAUAAAUUCAAUAUAAAAGGGGAUUCCUAGGUAAAACCCAGAAAGCAAUAAAUAGACAGCAAAGACCUUGUAACAAGUGCACUUAGCACGCAGGUAUGCACAAACACUUGUACAAAGCAAAGCAAAGCGGAAUGUGUGCGGAUUGAACGCGCGCACUGACCUCAAGCACUUGACCCGAACCCGCCAAGUGCAGCUCACUUGCAAUAUAUGCCACAAAGCAUUGUUAAUCCAUUUAACGUCAACAACCAGACUGCAAUUACAACAAAGCCGCCAAAGCAAUUUACUGCCACACACACAGAAACAAGCACUUUGUAAAGGUGUGGUAGAGCAUAAAGCGAAAUAGGAAGAAGAAGAGCAAUGAAAUGUGUGAAGUGCACACUUCCAGCCCUUUUUACCUGCACGCCAAAGACAGUGAAGUGCUUGGCGUGGCAAUAAUAAAAAUAAGCCAAAUACAAAUUAUUCGGAAUUUUGUGGCGGCAAAGUGUGUGAGGGCCAGUGACACCUAAGCACUAGGUAGUUGCAUGCAACAAGGUACUUGACAGUUAUUUACAAAUCUGUUUACCUUUAGCUGCGCAACUAUCUCUUUCUGAGUGUUUAAGAAAACAAUGUUCAUCGCUCUUGGCUGAGCGGCGUUGAAAAAUUAUGGAACAAGUGCAGUUAUGCGGAUCGUGAGAUUACCUCUUUGAUAUUAUUGAUUUAACAACUAAAUUGUUGUUUUUGUAAGGAAGUGCAAUAGAUCAUUUUGAAAGUAACACCUAAGUUCUUAUCAUAACAGUAUUAACUCAGAGAGAGAUUUUAUACUUUUGGUCAAUCUCUCGACACUGAGACUUGAAAUUGGUUUUAGAUAUAGAUACCGUUAUAGAUUGUUUUACAAUAUAAGGGUUCUUGAAUUCCUAGUUCAAGACCUUAAAACCUUAUCGAUUUGAAACCUUCAUUCAAAACACUCGAUGACAUAGACCGAAAUUUUUAUAUUUUUUUGUCCCUAAGAUACCUUUUCCACCUCCACUUACUUUAGAAGAAUAACCGCAAUAACUUACAAGUGAUUUUGUGCUUUCAUCUAUGGGAACCAAGAACUUUCUACUCAGGUUUCGAGUCAACUUGUCCAGAUUUAUGUAAGUGUUUGGCUUUCUUCGUAGGUUUUUUUGGAGCAAGAGAAAUUGAUUUCUGAAUUCUCUCCUCAGAUCAAAAUUACUAUUGUUUUCUAGGCUAACAUAGUAUUAACCAUAUUAUUUCUUCUCCAAAAAUGGAAAAUUAAAUUCAUGUCAUGAUAACUUCGUAGGUUGAAAAAGAAGCUCAAAUAAUGCCAACGAAAGGUGUAUGACGACUAUUAAAGAGUUUUUUCAGACAAAGUCAAAACCUUCGAUUGAGUCACUAUUUGAGGUAUCUGGUUCAUUGUUUCCCGAGAGUAAGAAUGCUCAGUGAUUCAUAAGAGCCAUACUAACUUAUCUGUCGGAGCAAAAUGUCUUUACUAACGAUAUUGGAACAUUAUUUCGGUACUAAUAUCAAGAACUUGGUUGAAAUAUUUGUUGGGAUCAUCGAAAAUCAAUCCAGAAUUUCGAUCCCAGAUUCAUCUUCAACAAUGUUGAGAGUAUCAAUUCAAGAAUUCCAACUACUUUGUAGUUGCUAGUAGCAAGUAACAGAACUUGUAAACAGGACUUUUUAGUUUCAGGCCCACAUAAUGAGACUGAGCUAUACAUAUUCCAGUCAUAUAGCUUUCUUGGCGUAUUGUAGAUGGCACCAAGUCAUUGACUGCAGUCAUUGUAUUUCUUAAGUUCAUUGACUACUACUGAUGAAAUCGUAGUGACCCAGGAAGUUUCAAAAGCUCUAAAUAAUUCUUAAAAGAGGGAGCACUUUACACCAAAUGGGUGUAGACUAUUAAAUCUUUAGCCUAAAAUGGACAGGCGUCUGCGCCGCGCUGCGCUCAAUUGAAAACUCAAUUUGCGCGAAAUUCCAAUGAAUCUCCACUUCAGCAAAAAAUGGAAAACAACAAAAACAAUAAUCACAAUUUACAAGUAAAAAACAUAAAAUCCAAUCAAAUCAUUAAUGAUUUCGAUUUUUGUUUUUGUUUUAUUUUUGCUGCAUAUACACAACAAUAAGGUAAUAAAUAAACGAAUAAUUUAUUUUCCGCCAGUGGCCACAGACAAGCGGCGCGAUCAACCUGAUUGUGUCGAAGCGAUUGCCCAGUUUGGUCACUGAUCGGCGGUGAAUGCCAAUGAUUGGCAAUAAGUAAGUAAAAUAAUACGUAUGUGAGUGCGAGUGUGAGUGAAGGCACACAUUUUUUAGGCGAACAAAGUUGUUAAAAUGCGUGAAGCAGCGGUACAGCGCGGCGCGGCGGCGGUGGCGCAAACAAUAUUGGCGAAGCAAGUCGAGCAACAGCUGUACACGACAGACAGACUUGUAUAGAACGGGCAAGUGCAUAAUAAGAAGCACGGCAAACCAGCUUACAAGCAACAGCCACAACAACAAUAAAAACACAAGACGACACACACUGCAAGUGGCGCAGCUUUGCGGCGGUAAAAAACGCGGCCACAGUCAAUCCGCAAACAGUCAGACAACGCGCGCUGGCCGAUAAUCAACGACCCGGGCCACGGCAACAAUGCGCGCAUACACUGAAAUACUUGCGCAUACGCCGCGCGCAACAGCAUGUGCAACACAUAACUUGUUGGCGACGCAAGUCUGCGAACACCAAUAUACCACCACCAGUGUGCCGCGUCGCUCCACCAGUAUGCGCGCGUCUUCGAAACGCUUUGCCAGCCGCCGCGCGCUUACAAACUGUGUUAAUAGAGGUGCGGCAAGAAGCCGGCGUAUGCGUUAAGUGUGCGCCGCAAUGGCGAUUCCCAAACAACAAAAACAACAAAAGUUGUUAUAAACGUUCAAACAAGAAAAUUAAAUGAAAGCAAAAAAACAUUACCGGCAAUAACACCAAUUUAAGCGAACGCGCCGCUGGCAAUGCACACCUCCGUCGCCAACAUUUACGAGUAUUUACAGACACGCCAGCGCGCUGACAUUCCCAUUGAAAUGAGCGACGCGCGCACACACACACUCACGUGCUCCGGCGCGCAUACUUUUUUAGUUGCGGUGGCAGUAAAAAAUCAAAAUAAAUAAACAAAUCUCAGGUCAGCGCUGCAGAGCGCGCCAUGAAAUCGGGCACGUAACGAACGCGCCUCAUGGAGUCAAGACAGAACAACCUUUUUAUACCGCUACACACAUACAGACAGUGGGUGCAGAUGUAAUGUGCGGAUCAUUGAUCGGUUAUAGGAAGCCAAUCGCAUUUUUUUGUUUGAGUUUUCCUUUUUGAUAUCACGACGCUUAUGUAGCGCGUCCAGCGCUUUAACGUUGAAACGGAAACGAACCGGCAGUCGAUUACAAAAGCAGCGCACAAACAAAGAUCGAACAACUGAUCGAUCGAUUGAAUGAGUUCAAGCGGCUGCUCAAAUAAAGUGUUGGCGCGGCAGUGAUGUGUAUAUAUGUAUAUGUCUUGGCAGAGUGAAUGAGUGAUUGAGUGAAGUAGUCACAACUGAUCGGCGGCAGCGCAACAGACAACCAGCUGCGGGUGAAAAAUAGUAUAUUUCAGUAACAAGUCGUUGUCAAAGCUCUGUACAAAUAAAUAAAUGUUAGACAUAUGUUUGCGAUGAAACAUUUUCUGAUCUCAUGCAGCCGAUCGUUGUUGAUAGAUCGUCGAUGGUUGCUGACAGAAGAGAUGUGAUCUACAUCAUCAUCAUCGAAGUGAUCUGCAUUGCUAACGAAAUGAUCUUCAGAAAGAAGCUCUAAUAAUAUAUGGGUUGCAGUUCGGUAUACACGAAAGAGAUUUGAUCGUUUAGAAAGAAGUGAUCUACAUUGCGAUCCAUGUGAUAUUCAGAAAGAAGAUCGUUCAAAUGACGGUGACGAGGUUUUGGUGGUUCACUUUGGUUCCAAACCAUGUACUCUCAGAAAAAGUUGUAUUGUUUAGGGAUAUUGCAAAAAUUAAAUGAUCUACUUUGUCAUCAGAAUGAUCUUCGAAUAGGUGAUCUUUCAGAUUAAAGCGUAGAGGUUCUUAUGAGUAAUGUAUGUCUCAAUAAACUUGGUAAGAUCAGUUAGUUAUUCUUCUGAUCAUUCUGAAUGUAUGAAAUAGUAAAACACAAAAAGUCCAACCGAGAGCCUUAUCUAAAGAAUCACUUAUAAACUCAACCGACCUCCAUCCACUGAAAUAAUCAGAGUGAUUUCUCGAACAGAUCUAAUGGUAUAGAGAUUAUUAUAAGACAAAUUAUAUCUCAUAUUCGAAUGAACUUAAAAUAUAUUUCGAGCGCUAGCCACCACAAACAACUAAAGAGAUUGUGUAAUAAAGAUUUGAAAAAAAAAUACAACAUUGAUAAUGAGAUCAUUGAUCACCGAUCUGGAAUAUUCCUGUAAUCUUAAUGUCUGCCACACAUACAUAAUUAUGUAUAUAAAUACAUAUUAGUGCCAUUAAGAGAUAGUGAAGCACCUACUUACUGUGGUGCACUGAUAAAGACCUGACGGAAAACACAUUUUCAUUGAUCAGCGAUCACUGAUCUACACACAUCUUUCACAGCGCACAUGAAUAUACACAGAAACAAGUUGAAAAAGUAGUAUGAGUAUAUACUAUACAUAUGUAUGUAUGUACUCAGAUAUGACUAAACGACUACGUCAUACGCACAUUCAUUCACUAUUUACGGCUGUAAAAACGUCAUAUUAAUCAAACCAGUUUAUCAAAUGCGGUCAUUAAGUGAUCACACAUCAAUGUAUGGCCGUCUGUGUAUAUAAACCUGUGUUUGAUCAUUGAGGCGAUCGUAUUUCAUAGCAAUGGUGAAGUGUUGAUACGAGAAAGAAAGGUGUAAAAGCUUUUUCCAUUAAUAUUUUUAUGGUAUUUGUUGUUUUUGUUACGUUGUUAGUGCUUGUAGUGUUCAUAUGUAUUUUUAUUUUACACAUGUCUGUUUAACUACCUUGAUUGAUGUUAUCAGUCAGUCAAGUACUUUAUAUAUAUCUAAGUGUAUAUCAAUACAACUGUAUAUAUCUCUAUAAGUAUGUACAACAGUUUGUAUUUACUCAAACUAAAUGGCCUAAACAAACAUUAUCGCAGCGAUAAUCUCACUGUCAAUGGCUGUUUAAUGGCACAGCUAUGAAAAUAUUGUCACCGUUCAGCGUGGUACAUCAAGUGUGCUUCAGAUAUACACCCGUAGCUAUCACUUGCUUGUGUUGAAAUUCUAUUUUUAAACCCACGCAACACACUGGAGAGAGUAUAUUGAUUAUGUGAUACCUUAGAAUAAUCGCGAAAGAUAUAAAGUUAUAUAUCUAAGUGAUCCGAUUGAUGGAACAAAUUGAGAUUUUGAUAUAUUGGUACUAAAAUCCGAUAACUGCCACGCCCAGAAACCAAAAUUAUUAACUUACAUAUUAAUUAUUUGAGAUUAUAAUUUUCUAAUGUAAAACAAGGCGAUACAUAGAAACAUAGAGAGGAUACAUGAUUUAUGAACCUCAACAAGGACAAUCCAUAUUAUGGCAUGUCUAAAUGCUUAAUAACUGCACCCACCGACUAUAAAACGUCAUUUUUGAAAAAUAAAGCUGUAAUGAUUAUUGUCUGAGAAGCACAACUAAACAGAAAAACUGAUAUAUUCGUAGUUAGCUAAAAGUUUUGACAAUCGACAUAACACCUCUUUGAUGAAAUUUUCAAUAUCAUAAACUACUCGACCAAUUUUAAUAAACUUUGGUUUAGAGAAUUACUAUGCUGCAUACACUUCGAAAUGUGAAAGAAUUGGGCCACUUCCCCUAUAAUCCCAUUUUGAAAAUAAGUAUUUUUUCAAUUGAUCUCUUAAUGAAAUAAAAGAAUCCGAUCCUUGACUUUGCCUAACUCCCUUAAACCGAUCGUUGUCUUAUCCGCCCCUAUUUGCUUCAUUUCAUACCCCUCACAUUUAUACGACUCGGGAGAUUGUUCUAUGCUCUGUUCCACUCUUCUUCCUCUAAAGACCUUCCUUCGUUAUUAUCAUUAUGUAUCUUCCAUAAUCAAGCGCAGAUCAACUCAUUUUUGGCAUGUAUGUACUCAUAAAAGAACUCAACUCUCAAUCAUACUUCAAAUGCUACAUUCAAACCCACGAAAAUAUACAGACUGCUAACACUAUCUCAUUUAAAAAAAAUAUACAUACGAACAUGCUAACAAAAGUAUAUAUACUAUACGUAUUUAGAGCACUACACUAUACUACAAUAUAAAUGUCAAUAAUAUUAUUUUUUUAGCUGUUCAUUAGAAAGCUUCCAAAGCAACUUUAUUUAUACUAUACUUAGUACUAUUUUAUAAGAAGUUAUGUGUUUGUAUGUUAGAUUGUACAAAAAAGUUCUCUGGAAAGCACAGAAAUCCAACAUUUAAAUGCGUUUGUAGCACUUGUUAUUUUAGCUAAGUUCAAUAAUAUGUUCAGCUGUAUUAUCUGUUUACUUUCUUAUUUAUUAGUAAUCAUACUAACAUCUGAGUGUACAUACAAUAUAUGUACAAUUGAAUUGUAUUUAUGUAAGGUCUUUGUGGCUUAUUGAUAACUGCAAGCAAUUCGAAUAUAAAAUUUGAGAUUAGAACACUAGUUGAUUCCUAUUUAUUCAGGGUAUUCCCUUAAGUUUUUAUGACAAUAAUUCUGAGGUUAUGUAAUAUUUUUCCUCGAAUUAAGAUUAGCUGUAAGUGUUUAUGCGAUUAAUAAUUGCUUUCUCAUAAAAAGUGCGACAUUUAAUCAAAUUCGUUUUAAAUUUCUUGGCUGAAUUUUGGUGUUUUAUUCUCAAUGUUGGUUCUUAAAAGUUUCUAACCACUCUCUGAAGUGAGAUAAUUUGAUUUUUCGAAGGUUCUUUAUAUAUACAUUAGAUCAAACUAAAGGUGCUUUCUGGUUUCUCAAAACACUUGUAUUUAGCAGCCGUAUUACUCUCUCAGAGAUCAACACAAGAUAAUAAUACAUAAUAACCAAAGAGUCUCGGACAUUAUUAGUUAGGUUAUGUUCGAUGGCUGUUCCAAAAGGAAACACAAUUCGAAUAUUGAGAACAAACCUUUGUGAUGCCAAAAAAAUUUGCCAUUCUCUUAAACAGACCUUAAAUAGAAAAUAAUAAUUGAACUUUGAAAUUUACGAUUGCUAUAUUUAUAAAAAAAAAACAUCCAUUUAAGCCGUAUAAAUACCUUACGAUCUUCAAAUAUAACCCUCAUACCUUCAAUUUUUAUACUCUCGCAACAAAAGUUGCUAUAGUUAUUAUAGUUUUGUUCACAUAACGGUUGUUUGUAAGUCAUAAAACUAAACGAGUUAGAUAUAGGGUUAUAUGUAUAUAUCAAAAUGAUCAGGGUGACGAGACGAGUCAAAAUCCGAAUGUCUGUCAGUCCGUGCAACGGAUAACUUGAGUAAAAAUUGGGAUAUCUUAACGAAACUUGAACACGUAUUCCUUGGUUAUGAAAAUAAAAUUUGGAACAUAGGAUUGUAUUAGGGAGGGGCACAUUUGGAUGUAAUUUUUUUGGAAAAGUGGCCGUGACCCCGCCCUCAAAUAGGUUUUUUGUAUAUAACUCGCAAACCAAUAAAGCUAUAUAAACCAAAUUUUCUGCAGUUGUUUCUGUUAGCCGUUUCCUUAUACAGUCCAAAAAUGAAAGAAAUCAUAUAAUAACCACGCCCACCUCCCAUACAAAGGUUAGGUUGAAAAUGACUAAAAGUGGGUUAACUCACUAACGAGAAACCUCAGAAACACUAAAUUUUACAGAAGAAAUAGCAGAAGGAAACAGCACUCAGAUUUUAUUACAAAAUGAAAAAUGGGCGUGGCAUCGCCCACUUAUGGGUCAAAAACCAUAUCUCAAGAACUACUCGACAGAUUUCAAUGAAAUUCGGUACAUAAUACCUUCUUGGCGUCCUGAUGACACAUGAGAAAAAUGGAUGAAAUCGGUUCAUAACCACGACAACUUCCCAUAUAACUCAAUUUUGAAUUCCAUCUGAUUCCUUCACUUUAUAAUGUAUAUGUACAUAAGGAACCAAUGAAGAUAGCGGAAUAAAACUUUACACAAAUAGUACACAUCAUCUCUGGCUUCACUUGAGAAAAAAUUUUCGAAAACGGACUAUAACUUUUCAAGGCCCCUGUUAUCGAACAUGUUGAACUCCGCGUCUAAGGGUAAAUGUUAACCGAAAAUAUGAUAAAUCUCUCUGAUAAUUCAAUGUAAUUCAGAGGAAAUUGUUUACUUCUAAUAGUGUGUCUCUGUUCCAAAAAUUAUUAAAAUCGGAUAAUAACAUCUCCUAGCUCCUAUAUACCUGAUUAUAGGUUUUCAAAAAUACGGUGGGCUUUAUUCCGCAUAUAUGUAUUGGCUAAUAUGUGAGAUAUCUUCACGAAAUUUAGUGAGUGUAUAGUUUUGGAUAUAGUGUACCUAGUUGGUGAAAAUGAAUGAAAUCGGUUCAGGAAUUACCUCAGCCCUCAUAUAUCUACAUAUGACGAUUUUCGUUAUUCUAUUAAACUUUAUGCCGAAUUUAUAGGUAAAUUUGUGUGUUAUCUUAAUAAAAUUUUUUCAAUAAAUUGCGAGAGUAUAAAAUGUUCGGUUGCACCCGAACUUAGCCUUUCCUUACUUGUUAAUAUAAUUAUUAAUCUUCUGACCAUAUCUAGAAUUAAACCACAUGCAUAAGUUAGAAUUAUAAACAGAUGAUCUCUUAUAAUCAAUUAUUUGGUCGGAGCAAUCGGAUCGCGCAUCAUUAGUUAAAAUCUCAUCAGGCACGAUAUAGGAUCUCAUUACUCGAACUUAACUAGGACAAAGGACUUUGAUCUACAUAUACCUAUUUAGGUUUUGGCAUUCCAAAGUUGUACACAGGGACCAGUCUCGUAACCUACCCUAAAUUCAAAUCGGUUCAACUAAAUUAAUGUUCAUCAUCUUCCUGAUCAAAUGGGUUUUUAUGCAAAUAAGUGACCAAAUAAAUUAUAGAAUUACUUAGAAAAAUCACUAAUUAUGCUUAAAUCAUAAAUAGAAAAAAAGGGGUUCUCCAUACAAUUUUUCUAGGAAGCAUUCGAUAGAAUUAUAAUAUAUGACAAACCAAAUUUGGUGGAAUUAAACAAAACGACUUCAAAGAAAAUACAAAUUAAAUACGAAACGAAAAUUUAACUUCAAUUAGGAAUCCACACCCAAACCUACUUGGAAUUAUGUGACAUCAAUUAAAAGCCGACCACAAUUGAAUACAAAUAGCGCCGCCACAUGUAAACACACGCAAAUAAUAUAUUUUUUUCAUUUUUUAACAAAGCAGACAGCGGCAUUUAGCUAGUAGAGUGUUAAUAUGUACGUGCGGAUGUAGAAUUGAGACCUGAAGGCGGUUGGCAAAGCGCGAAACCGAAAGCCGACAAACGCAUUUUUUAUAGGAAACAAAUUAAAAGAAAAAUAGAAAAAACAUUUUAAAAUUAAAAAAAAAAAUGGAAAAAAGAAUUGAAAGAAGAAACUAAAAAAGAAUUUAAAUAGAAAAAUAUUCGAAAAAUUAUAAUAAAAAAUUGAGAAAAAAUAAAAAAUAAAAAUUUUCAAAAAAUUAAAAAAAAAUUCUUUAAAUGAACAGCCGUAACGGUGACAGCUAAUGUCUGAAAUAUAAAUAGUUCUAUAGAUUUAUAUGUUUUUAUGUGUAUGCGCAAAAAUUAACUGCCAAUAUGUCUCCAUAAGAAUUGUCACUUGCUGAAAUACUAUAUCUGUAAUUACCAAUGUAUUUAAGACUGUAUAUACUGACAGCGCAACAAAACUGGCAAAACUAGAAUUUCUUAAGCAGCCGCACACGGCGUAAAUAUGUAUAUGUAUGUUUGUAUGUAUGCACAUAUGUUUGUUGAAAAAAACUGACUAAAUUCACGCCAACCCACUACAAAUUGACAGGGAAAAGACACACACAAGAGUUAUUAUAUAUGUAUGUUAGUGUUUUUGUUGUUGUUGUCAUUUUUGCUGACCGUUUAACAUGCUGUUACAUUGCUACUUUUGCAGUUGUUGUAAUUUUUUUUUCACUUCCACUCAUAUUCUUGCUGUCUUUGCCAAUUUAGUUUUUCCACUUCAAGUUAACCAGUCUUCUACCACUUCUACCUACAAACAGACGGACAGAGUCAUAGACAUACACUAACAAACACACACACAUAAACUGGGCAUUAAUAGUUAAAUAUUUGUCGAUUUGUUGCCAUUCCACUGUUGUGUGUUGUAGCUAUUUUUAAAGCAUAGAAAAAUGGCAAGGAAUUUCGAUUGAGAGCAACAUGUGCGCCGCUCCCGCUGGCAAAAGCGUUGGCGCUGGCUGACGAUUUGGUGCAAUUUCGUACAAAAAUACGAGAAACAAGAAACAAGAAAAACAUGCGUCUGAACUCUCAGCGGUGAUCUUUGGUGGGUAUCGCAGACGAAUUUAGAACAUUUCGUUGAUCGACAUAAAGCAUUUGCAUAGUUGUAGGUUUGUUGGAAUGUGCGGAUAAAUAUUAAAAUGUGUAUUUAGCGCGCUAGAGUUGCCAUAUAGUGAUUAUUAAAAAUAUUUUUUCCCAUUAGAUUAUCACAAUGAAGACCAUUAAGUACAGUGUUCGAGUCAUCUUUAAUAAGAUAUUUAUAUUAAAGAGGAUGGAAAGCAUGUCAUCCAUUGAUCCAUACCGUUAGAGAGAAGUCCUUAUUUGGAAAUAUUGAGAUCUCAAACCAAUUAUUAUCCAAUUAUUAUCAUCCAUUGAUCCAUACCGUUAGAGAGAAGUCCUUAUUUGGAAAUAUUGAGAUCUCACACCAAUUAUUAUUUUCCGAUUGAGUAUGAGAGGACCCUAAGUCUAAUAUUUUAUUCACUUGAAAUCACUCUAAAGAGAACGUGUAACGGUUAUACUCUAACCUUACCGUUAUAACCAAUAUUUGUUGACCCUCUAAAGGGAACAAGUUUGUAUUCUAAUUGCUCUGGAUGAUUCAAAUAUCCAACAACUCUAGAGAACUGUCUGUACUUCUUCCUUGGGAUCUAAACAAAUCUCAAAUGAAAGAUUUCAGAACUGAGAUAGGUUUUCUCAGAGCACAGCACAUUUAUUAGGCCAAUCAUUAGAAAAUUAGACUUAUGUGAUAUGACAUUUUAUUUAAAAAUUAAAGUCGAAUUUCUGUUAUUUGCAUACAAGUGUGGCAACCCUGCUACUAAAUAUGAAAUAAAUUAGUUACAUUUUAUGAAAUUUUAUGCAUUUGGCAUAAUAUUUUUGUAACUUAAGCGUUAAAUAAUUCACCAUCAUUUGAAUAGGUGGCAACCCUAUACGAAAUAAAUUUUAUAUUUAUUAUAAUUCACGUUAAAAAAAAAUUUCUUAAUUUUAAUUUACACACAAAAAAAUACAAAAUUUUAAUUUCAACAAAUUUUGGCCAAGUAUCCACAUGUUAUUCUAGUUGGCAACCCUAUUCUAAAAUGUUCAAAAAUUUUUUUUCCAUCAAAUUUUUUUCUAAUCAAAUAAAACAAAUAUAUUUAAAUUCAUAACUUUGACUUUCCAUAUACAUAUGUACAUAUGUUUGUGGCAACCCUAGAACUAUGUGUUGAGUCUUCUUGAUAAUUGAAAGAAGGUUAACGCUGAACACGAGUAAAUAGUUUUUUCAAAUACUUCUUGAAUUUCUCUAAAGCUUCACAAUAAUCAUCUAUUAAAGCAGUAGUAAACCCAAAGACUCGAACCGAAGCUCAGCUUAGAGGGUUAAGGGUUUUCCUAGUAUUAUAUUUUUGUUAGUGUUUCGAUCUCAACAAGAUCUAAAUUUGUACAAAAAAGUGGGUGUAUUUCUUAUAAAAAGGAACGAUCAUAAUCAUCUAUCGUUCGGUUGUACUAUACAAUUGCAGACCUUUCAAUGGCCUUCCAAUAACAAGGCAAAUACAUAUAUAGAGCAGACCCUGAAAAAAUCUUUCAAAUCUAUAAAUCUCCUAAGACCCACACCACCUGGCAACUCUUAAGAGAUUCAUUCCUAUUACCUCAAUCAUGAGCUUAUCCGCUUAAGAACGAUUAUAGCACCCAACCGCUGAAUACUUAAAGCAUCAACGCAACGAAAACACAACGCCAGAAAACCAGUAUAAAUAUCAGCAUGCUUGUGAAUAUGAAAAAAGCGAGAAUACCCCGCUACAACACUGAAUAAGCGAACGCGAAUUGAUCGAGAGAUUGUCUACUGACAGCAGAACAUGACCUCCGCCUGCACCGCAAACACCGCGACACCGAUCAAGAGCCAAUGAAUUGCGCUGCAAAAAAUAACGUUCGACACACAACGAAAAUAGCCAGAACCAACUACGUCAAAGAACAACAAUGGCUAAGAAUAACAACAAACCGAUAUAUUUAAGAGUAUGUAUGCUCGGGCACACGAAUACUACUUAUGUAUGUGUACUCGAGUAUCUGUGUGUUGUUGAAUUGUUGGCGUUCAUGUGUAGGUACAAUAACAAAAAUUAUAUAAAAACACUGUGGUGAGGCACUUUGGCGUCUGGUUGUCGCCAACAAUUCGGCACGUCUCUACCCGCAAACGCAAAGCGAUGGUGAUGGCGGCAGCGAAAAAACGACGUAACAACGUGUCUUCGAAGUCGAACGAUUGUUUCAUACAUUUUUUUUUCUUACUUUAUUUUAAUUUUUUUUUGUUUAUUUGCUUCCUCUUCUUCUUCUCAAUUUUGUUGUAGUUGGUUAUUUUGUUGCGACUUUGUUUUGUUGCUGGCAGCGCCUUAAGUACAUACUACAUAUGUAUAUACAUACUUUUACUGAUCGUGCUGAUCAUGACAGUCAAUGAGCGCGAUCAUGACGUUGCGCUCGAUGAUCAUCAACACCUUUUAGUGCAGAGCGCGCACCCGUGAGACGUUGGGGCUGACGCGACGUGACGUGACGUUGGUACGUACAUACUUACAUAAUUGGUAGCGUUGAAUGAGUGUGCGCCGCGAAAGCACACUGUUCGUACGAUCAACUGAUCUUCAUACAUAGAUUUCGAACUUGCAUAUAUCGCCAUAUAAAUGUUUGCAUUCAAUCAAAUACAGUUGUUUAUUUACAUAAACACAGCUACAUUUGUGCCAUAGCGUAUAGCAACAGUUUGUGGCGGCAACGAGUGCGCCACUUCCUAACACUGUCGACAACGAUCAGUCGAUCAAUUCGCUCGACAAUGCACCACCAAACAUCGCGCCAACCAACGUUAAAAUAGCUACAAAUAAAUAAAUGAAAAUAAAAGCAAUGCGCCGCGCCGCACUGAACAGAAGCGCACACCGCGCGAUCGUUGACGAUCGGCGUUUAGUUGAUGAUCAGCGCGGCGGCGGCGGUGGCGACUCACUUGUUUCUUAAGACACGUCGCCUUGCUUCACACAUUUUUACUCACACACUAAGCGUUUUCAUUGCGUCGCAGCUGCUGUUCUCGCUGCGGUCUUUCUGAUUUUUUGCUGAGUAAUCGAGCGGCUGAUUGUGCGCGCGAUUGAGUGGGGGUGAACGUGUGGCGACGAUCACUUCAAUUAUUCCAUGUCAUUUUCGUAACAGACGUGCGGAUGUGUGUAUGUACACUUUCGUAUUUUUAUUUUAUAUUAUAUUGUUAUGCAUAAUUGUGGGUUGGUUGGUUGGUGGAUCGUUCGAUCUUUCGACCGUUGGACGCGUUCGUUCACUCGCUCCGUCCAUAUGUUAUACUAUUUUGCGCGAUUUUGUGCUCGUUUUUUUUGCCAUUUGAUUUGCGUUUACGUUCGCUUUAGUAUUUUUGCGCUGCCAUUCUUUGUGUUCGCUACUUGAUUUCGUAAUGUUCUAGCGCGUUUGCUCUUCUUUUUUCUUGUUUUACGAAGUGUGUUUGUGUAGUUUUCAAUUUGCAUUUGUUAAAAAAAUUCGUGCAUUUUGCUAGUCGCUUUGCAUUGCUCUCAGUGGUUCGAGGUGUUGUACUUAAGCAACAGCGUUUUGGCUGAUUGGUUUGUUGUUUGCUUAGUUCGCUUCGUUGAGCAUUUCGUUGUUCAAGUUGAUUUGUUGAGUUGUAAAUUUUAUAGAUCAUUGAGUUUGCAGUUUUGCCUGCGUGAAAUCGUGCGGUGAUUGAAUUAGAAUACUACUAACUGUAUACAUACAUCUGUCAGUAUGUUUAUUAGUUUUCAUUUUACUUUGUUAAUGAUAUCUUUGUAUGAUUCUUACAGUAACUUAAUAAAAUCUGACUGAUAUUAGCCCAGAUUGCUAAAAAUUUCUGGAUUUUUGUUUUAUGAUCUACUCAUAAAUAUGUUUUGUGGUCGCAUCGACGUUUUCAUUGAGAUCUCUUGACGAAUUUUAGUGUAGAUUACUCACCUUUUAAAUUUUAUUUUUUGACUUUCUUUCUGUUUUAUAAAACUUUCUUCAAAACACUUUCUGGUUGAGAUUUUCUUGUUCUUUAAUGAUCACUGAUCUUUUCCACUUUUUAAUGAGAUAUCGUGGUCCCUUGUACUAAAUGUGACUUUUCAUCUCUAAGCGGCCUUAUAGUAGUAGUGAAUGUAUCGUGUAUAAUUACACGAUGGCAAAUUCGUCCACCGAGUUUUGAGAUGAGAUCCAGUCCCGCGUGUAAUUUUCAAGAUUAAUAAGUGAGAAAGACCCUUAUGACAGCGUAUAUAGUAGUCCCCUUGGACCAAAACAAAAAAAUUUAUAUUUCAACUCAAGAAUAAUCACCGAUCUCUAUUGGAAAUAUUAUUUCGAGUUCAUCUAGUUUCCGCGCGAUGUUUUAUAGGUGUUUUCUCCAGGAAGCUCAUUGACCUUUAACUGAGAACUCGAGACCUUAUUUCCAAAUAUUUCCCAAUUACUGUACUAAGUUAUAACCGCCUAGUUUGAGACACUAUUUUCAAAUCAGAUAGCAUGUCUGUCACUUACAACUCUACCCACAUUAUUUCCAUAUCCUAUAACAACUAAGAGAUCCCUCCUAGAAUAUUGCUACUUUCAACAAAUUUAUACUCCCCGUAACUUAUUCUUGCUCUCAUAAAUUGCUCCGAUCGCUUUUCGAAAAUGUAUUAUACAUAAAUAUGUACGUAUAUACAUACAUAGCGCGUUAUUGCGCUACGUAAGCAAAGCGUUUUCGUUUUCAACACAACCACUUUAUCAUAUUCGUUUAUUAUCGGCUUUUGUCUUAUUUUUUUAUUUUUGUUAUUCAUUUAUAUUUAUUAGUAUUUUCUUGAUACUUGUCCACUCUGAACACAUAUCAGCAUUGCUUGCAUUGUUUUUGUCGCCGCGCUCGGUGCUCUUAUCGUUGACUCUUAAUUUUUUGUUUUUUGUCUGUCAUGUCAUUGCUGUCAUUGUUGCUAGUUCUAGCAGUUGUUCGGAUUGUGUAUUGUGUUGUCAUAUGUUAAACUCGUUCGCGGUAUAUGCACUGUUGUUUAGCGAGCGGUUAGCCACCAACAACAGGCCGUCCAACCAGUCACCAAGUCAGCCCAAGAUAUUAUUGCUUGGGGCGACGACUCGACUCGACGCUACGUUGGUCGUCGUGUUCUUCAAUAGACAAAACAAGUACCAUGUCGUUGUUGUGUGCUCGCGUCGUCUAUGAGUCUUCAGCUCUGCAGUUCUUGCGAACUGUUGUCAUUUCAGCAGUCGGCAUAUAAAGUGAUCGUCGCCAAGAACGCUGUGGCUACUGAAAGCGCUGGCAUUUCGUUCGUUACGUUCUUGUCAUUCAUUAUUGUGCUUUUAUACCGACAUUUGUAACGUCGUAUUAAUGUAAUUCUGAUUUGGUAUUCUUUUUCUGAUUUUUUUUUUACCUACAUCCGCUACGUGUUUGGAGCGCUUUGAUGAACACUUCGUCAACACGAACGCGCGGAAAAAGUGUUGAAAGAACAUUUUCUGCUCUUUUUUGCCAAUUUAUUUGUAAGUUUCUUUGCGUGCACACACAGGUGCAAUUUAUUCGAAGAUCAACAAAAAAAUAGCAGCGAAAAGAAAUCAGCGCGAUCGCAUGUGACGACAUACACGCAGCGCGAUCGCCAUGUGUGUGCAAUCUCAGUGCAAGCAAGCAUAAGUAGCAGAAGAACAGACAGUACAAUAACAAAAAAAAAUACAAUAAGAAUGAGCUCCGAUCAUCUGUUGCAUUUCACAGCCAAAGCAAAAGAACAAAAGUUAUCAAAAAGUCACAAAGAUCGACGUCGUCGACCGCGACAGACUGGCGACAGUAGCGUCACACACAAGUCAAGUGGUGCUGAUUGCACUGUACAGUGAGUACUCGUACAGUGUGAAGAAGACCCAGCCAAAGCAGAUGAAGAAGAAGAAGUAAUUGAGCCCGUAGAUAGUAGCUAAAAAGUGUCUGCACAGACACUACAGCAACACAAGACCCACAAGUAAACUCCGUUUUGGUCUGACAGUCCAAGUGGCUGCGCGUCUGACCAAACGUCUCUGCCGCCGCGUUCAAUUAACCCGCCCGCUGAACGGUCAUGCCUCAGCGUCUGUCCGUUUGACUGUCGUUGUGUCUGCGCGACGGAGUCUUAAAUCUUUUUUCAUGCUGUUGUAUUUUUUUAUUUUUCUUUAUGUUUGCUUUGGGUUAUUGUCUCCACUGUCCGGGUAGUCAGUCGUUGCGGCUGUGGGCCACACACUUACCAGUCACACCAGCGCUAGCAUAAAGUCAGACUCGUUUGCCGUAGUUGUUGGUGUUCUUUUGCACUUAAGCGCUGGUGUUUUUGUUGUUUUUUUUCACAUUUUGUAAUUGUCUGCUUUUCCCAGUUGUAUUAUGUAUGUAUGUAUGUUGAGCAUAGCUGUUAUUCAGCAUCUUGUUACACAUGUGUUGUUAUUGUUAUCAUCAUUGACGACCAUGUCCACGUCUCCGACCGAGAAGACUGAGACCACGACGCACUAUCAGUACACUUGUGUGUUGUUGUAUGGGGACUGCGUCGCUAUCGGUAUAAAUGUUGCUGCUGCCGACAGCGACCUCAAGCGGCGCACAUAUGUUUGUCUGUACGCGCUCUGUACUCCGUAGUCUCGCUGCCGCGCAGCUUGGUACUCGUUAGCGUCGACGUUAACGCCUCAGCGUUCACUACAGCGGCGCAUGCAUUUAUUAUUAUUGUGCUGUGUGUUUUGUGUGAAUCAAAUAGAAAAUAUUUCAGUUUAAGCGUAACGUUGCAUACGUCAAGAUCGCGCGAUUCCGUAUGCUAAGUGUGAGACAAAUAUUUAGAUACAUACUAGUAAGUAGCUAGCUAGUUAGUUAGAGCGAUCGUGUGUGUGCAUUUAGAAAAAUAAUUGUUUAAGGCAAUCGACUGCGCGCUUGAAUUGGCGGCUUGGAAUUUUCAAAAUUGUAUCGCCGUCGCAGGAAAUGUGUAUUAAUUUCGUAACGUACGCCUUAAUGCCGUAACAAGUGUAGUGAUCGCGCGCGAAGAUCGCUUUGUGAAAUUAUAAAUUCUGUAAAAUAUUUAGAUUUAAGUGUAUAUUCGAACGGAAAAUGCAAUGAAAUUGGAAGUGAAAUGUGUGAAUUUCAAAGAAAAAUUACAAAAUUUAUAAAUGAAAAUAUCUUUUAUAAAUUUUAGUAUUCAUAAAUCAACAGCGAGCGCUUUGAAGUGCAAUUUUGUAGCGCGCAAAGCAUACAAAUAGUGUAAAAAGUAUAAAAUAUAGUUGUAUGUUGAAUAUGUGUUGAGUGACACGAUCAGCUGCCAAGUGAAUUUAAGUUGAUUUUGAAAAAUUUAAUUGAAGUCUUUCAAAUUGUAAGCAACACAAAUACAAAGAUACUAAUAAGGAAGUGUUACAUACUAAAAAGAUAAUAGAUAAAGCGAUCAAGAAAUGAUCCACGAUCUCAUUCUAAUAGAUAAAGUGAUCCACGAUAUCAAGUGAAAACCUUCCAAUAGAUAAAGUGCUCCUUGAUAUCUUCCCAAUCGUAAAAGUGAACGACAAGUGAUCUACAAGUGAUCCCCCGUCUUAGGCGACUCCCUUCUUAUAAAAAACUGAUCUGCAAGUGAUCGGGAAGUGAUCCUCGAUCUUAAGUAAAACCCUUCUAACUGAUAAAGUGACCAACAAGCGAUCCUCGAUCUCAUCGCUAUAGAAAACGUGAUCUGCUAGUGAUCCUCGAUGUCCUAUAAAAGAUUUCUAAUAGAAAAAAUUAUCGGCAAGUGAUCUUCGAUUUUAGAUGAAGGGUUCUAAUUGAUAAUGUGAUCUGCAAGUGAUCUACAAGUGAUCCUCAAACUCAACCUAGUAGAAAAAGGGAUCUGUCAGUGAUCUUCUCUCCCAAAAGAACCACUCAAAUUGUGAUUAAACCGGCGAACAAAUUCGUUACUCAUCAAAACAAGAGUACCCAUAGAGAUUCAUAACUGUGUCGCCGUGUUUAAUUGAGUUCCACGAAACAGUUGUGAGAGUUCAAAAGCAAAUAAAACCAAAAUCAGUAGAAGACGACGAGAAUAAUACAAAACGGUUACAAAAAAAAAAAACAAAAACCAAAGUGAUCAUAAAGAUACUUGAAGAAAAAGGUCGAGGAAUACCCUACCAAUACAUUGCACUUCGCUAACUGUGUGAGUGUGUCUUAAACGAAGACACUUGAGUUACACAAAAAGAACAGUGACGACGACGACGACGACGUCAACAGCGGCGACACAUUGUCCGACGUUCAAGUACAUGGCAAGCAAAUAAGAGCAACAACAACAACAACUGGGAGCGCCUCCAGGAAGCAACAGACAACUGUGUGCAAAAUGCAAUAACAACAACAACAAGCGUACGAAUUACAAUAACAGCAGCAAAGUCAUUAAUAAACAAGCGCCGUACGUGCAUGCCGUAGACACUAAUAAUAAAAAUAAAGUAUUUAAAAGAUACCAACAGACACACACAGAUACAUACACACAUAUAUGCAACUGCGUGUGUGUGGACCCAAUCCAAAGCGGUCACAAGCUGAGUGAGUGCCAAGAGGCGACACAAGAUCAGCGAGCAAGCAAGCAAGAACCUGAAAAGGAAGUCGCAACAACACACACACACACACACACACUUAAAACAACUUGAGCUAAAUAGUUGCAUAUCAUUGGUGUUGUUGUUGUUGGCGGUAUAAGGUUGUUGUAGCUCUAGUCUAUUGGUAAACAGCAUGAAAUAUUCGUGGCAUUAAAGACACGGCGCCAGCAUACCUGCCAAUGUCUAUGGAUGUCUGUGGAAGCCAAGAGUCGCCGACGCGGCACUUACCGUUGUGCGAGACGAAGCAAUUUGGCGUUGUUGUUGUUGUAGCAGAAUGUUAAGCGUAGCACAGGCAGACAGUUUCAGCAAGGCAAGCUAGCUACUGACAAGAUCGUACAACAAGUCUACAUACUAACUGCAGAUUGAAUACGUCACGUCGCUACGGGUCAAUAACAACAACAACUGCAAUAAGCACACAACAACAACAAUAACAAUAAUAGCAAAGCAAUAAAACUUACCACACGCUGGCUGUGAGCAGUUAAAACAAGCGUGAAUUGGCAAAGAGAGAAAAUUGCAGUGCAGAGCUGGAAACAACAACAACAAGUACUACAAAGCGUUUAAAUACGAAAAUAGCCGUACAACAACCGAGUUAAGGCUAAGGCGAUUCAACACGCUUCAACACUGCAUGAUCCCGGCGGCACAACGCAAUCACGCCAAACGCAACAGCAACAACAAAAUCACAGCAGCAGCAAUAUGGAAGCUGCCACAACAACAACUACAACAACAAAACACUAUAACAAAACAACAAAAUUACAAAACAAUCAUCAUCGUUCGACAGAACGACGCGGCACAUAUCGCACGCAAGGCGGCGACACGCAAGCAAAUGCCAGCAAUAACGUCAAAGUGCCGAAACAAACAGCCAAACAGGCCAAAGCUGCAGCAGCAGCUGCACAACGCGCCGCAGCGCUGGCUGUUUACAGUACUGCAGAGACAGUAGAGAGCGGCAGCAAUGGCAAAGCCAAGGAUCCGCUCGCGAUUGGCAAUGAAACGGCGGUAACGCAUGGCAACAGCAAAUCGGCGCGCGCCAGGGAAGCUAGAGGAGAGCAAAAGACUGUUGGAAAAUCGGAAACAGCCACAACAAAUGUUAAUAACAACAACAACAAUACAACCACCGCCACUAGCAGUAGCAGCAGCAACAACAAACACAGUGAUACUAGUAAUAGUAGUUUAAGUAAAAAUAAUUUUACCAUAAGUCCAAAUGAGUUGGCGCGCAAAAGUGACAAAUCACAACAGCAGCCGCAACAACAACAACAAAAUGUCAACAACAAUAGUAGUGAUAUGAAAGCGGCAACAGUCGCUAAAACCGCGGAGACAGCAACAGGCGCAGCGCCUGCCACCGCAGCCGAGCCGAAUACCUGGAAUAACGCGCGGUAUCUGCACAAAAAGUUCAAACGGCUUGCCAGCACCACCGACGUGGACAGCCUGGUGGCCGACAACCAGAGCGUCAAUGCCGCAGGCAGCAGCGCGAGUAGUGAGGCUGGCAGUGAGGCAGCGCCAACGCGCACCACUUCGCUGUCUUCAGCGGCGUCGACGAGCUCGAUAUCACCGCCGCCGGCAACAACACCAACAGUGAUGGCAAACGCGCAAAAUGCUGCGCCACCUGCUGCCGGUUAUGUACAAAGUGCCAUUGGCGCGUUGCCGUUGACAAAUGGUCACGUGCAUGCGGCGGCGGCAGCGGUUGUUGCAACCAACGAACCAUCAAAUUACAAUAACAAUACCAAUAAUGUUAAAUACAGUGUUGUACCACCUAAUGCAGAGAGCAAUAACAAUAACAAUGAAAGCAUAAGUGCAGCGCAGCAGCUGGAGGCUGAGCAAAUACCGCAAACUUUGUCGCAUAUUUAUGAGAAUCAACAGAGCCAGCAGAAUAGUGGCAGCAAUAGUAAUGCCAGCACAGCUUCCGCCAACUCAGGACGCUAUGUGUGUCCCUACUGCAAUUUGAAUUGUACAAAACCGUCGGUGCUGCAGAAGCAUAUACGCGCACACACCAACGAGCGUCCGUACCCGUGUGACAUUUGCGGCAUAGCAUUCAAGACGAACAGCAAUUAUUACAAGCAUUGCCGUUCGCGUUCACACGCGGCGCGGAAACGUGGCAUCGCGGUGCCCAUAAGCGCGGACGAUGGUCUCUUCGGCGGCUCCGAUCAGGAGGGCGAUCCGGAGCUGAGCAACAGCAGUUCGGAUGUGAUAAGCCGCACCGCUUCGCCACUAGAAGAUCUAAGCACCGCUUCGUCCCCGGUGGUGGCGAACACAACUGCGUCAACAAACACUCUCAGCCCGCAACAGUUGCAACAACUGCAACAGCAACAGCAGAAACAGACGCAAUUGCAACAGCAACAACAAAUUGUUUUGGCCAUACAACAACAGCAGCAGCAGCAACAACAACAGCUGCAGCAUCAAGCAAGCGCUGCGCACUCUCCACACAUGACGCUGCCUUCGACACCCUCACCCUCUUCACUGUCAUCAGCGAAAAGCGCCUACUUGCAACAGCCCGCGCAGCAACAACCACAACAAUUACCGCUCGGCUCCCCUGCAGCAGGCACAUUGCCACCACCACAGCCGACAACGUCAAACGCCACCACAAUUACUGCCGUUACAACGACGCCCAAGCAGGGCACCGCCACCGAAUAUAAACCGUAUAAACCUAAAUUCCACAAUGCCGCUUUGUAUGCGACGACAAAAGAAGCAGCAGCUGCUGCGGCCGCCGUAGCCGCUGGCAUGCCACCAGGUCUACUGCAACCAUUACCGCUGCAGCAGUCGCCACAGCAGCAAUUGGCACACGCGCCGCCGCCACAUAGCAUGUCACCUGCCACACACUUGGCUAUGCUGUCACAAGCCCAAGCGCCGCCGCCCCCUAACGCGUCGCACCAUCCAUCGCUUUCGCCCAGCACGCAGGUGAAGCUCAACAAUCACAUCAACACACAUCAGUUACAGUUGCAAUUGCAACAACAGCAGCAACAACCGCAAGCUCUUCACGUGCUACCACCGCCAUUAAAUGCGGGCAUUCCGCUACAUCAUGUGGCGGCCAUGUCACCGAAGAGUGGCGCUCCGCGCCCAGACUUGGCAGCUGUUGCCGCCGCAAAUAUGGGUUAUUUGCCGGGUGCGCGCAUGCUCUACUCGGGCGCUAUUGAAUUUCCACCUGAAGUGCUGCGUAUGAUGACAGCAGAUAAACAUCAAAAGAUACAAUAUCCAUAUAAGUGGCUUGAGCAAGAACUGCAACAACAAUUUCACAAACUGAGUCAGCAGCAACAGCAACAACAGUUGCAGCACUUGCAAUCACAGCUGACAGCACAUGCGCCACCUGCGCCAACAACAGUACUAAAACCAACCGCUACACUGCCGGUGCAUGCGCGCGCGACGAGCGGCGGAAGUGGGCAACACACAAGCGCAGCGGCGGCAGCAGGUAUGCAGCAAAUGUCUGCGUCAGCGCCAUUACCAGCAGCGCAACAAACGCCAAUGCAAUAUUUUGCCAACAGUCUCACCGGUGGUAUGGUGAGCGCCGCUAGCAGCGCCACCAGCAACACCACAGCCUCCAUCAGCACCGGCCUCUUGCAUAGUAACAUCUCCAAUGCGGCGGCCAGUGGCACGAACAAAGUUGCCGAUCUGGUGCAGGAACACAUUACCAAGUUGAUCUCUCAGAAUGAGGCGAUUGUGGAGAAUAAAGCGGUGCUUUUGCAGAAGAAGUACCCGAAGGGUCUAAACCGGUCGCGCAGUUUUAAUAAUAAUGGCAGUGGCAACAACAUUGGCCCGGCAGCCACUUCAGCGGGUAAUCCGAGUGGAAGCAAUGUUAAUCUGGUUGCCACUACAGCGGUGGGCAGCGAUAACGCCACCAACGCGCGGCUAGCGCAAGCUAUUGUACAGAAACAGCAACAACAACAGUUACAACAACAAUUGCAGCAACAACAGCACUAUCAACAGCAAUUCCAGCAACAGCUAAUGGCUGGCUCACAAGCAAUGCAAAUGCCACCGCCCUCGCAGCAGCAGCAGCAACAGCAACAACAACAUAUUGCACAGCUACGUCUAGAGGAACAACAUCAGCAGCACCAGCUGCAACUGCAACAACAACAGCAGCAGCACAUGCAGCCAAACGGUAUUUCAAAGCAUCUUAUGCCGACGUCGGUCGCUUCAAAGUCCAGCAGCAUUGCAGCGCCGGUGUCACAACAUUUACAAACUUUGCAUCAGCCACAGCAUCCAACCACAUCCGCAUCCGCUUACAGACAGCAACAGCUAACAAUUGCGCCUCCAUUAGAAAACCAACGUCCCACACCGUCGCCUACAAGCGCCCAAACCAAUGCCAACGCAAUGCAGAAGGACCUCAUAAACUCCAUGCAACAGCUAAGCGCGGUCAACUCAAAUGCGUUGCCAUUAAACUUGUCCGCAAAGCCGAAGCCACGUCAGGAAGAACAAAGCGAAGCCAUUCCAUCAAGUAACUUAAACACUACGCGCAGCAGUACGCCACGCAAGCGCCAGUCCAUUGAAAACCAGAUAUCCAAUUCCAGCAAUGAUGGCUCCACCAAUAGUUCGAUGGUUACAGCGCCGCCAGCUGCUAAUAGCGGCUCGACCAAUGCCAAACAGCCGACGAAUGUCUCCAUAAUUAAGAAUUUGCUGUUGAAUGCACGCGGUUUGGCAGUGCCAACUGGCGAAGGUGAGGAUGCCGUUUACAAUUGUCCACUUUGCGCGAAUACUUUCCGCACGGCAGAGGAUUUGCAGCUGCACAACAGCACUUACUGUCAAGGUGCGUCAAGCGCGCCCAUCAGUCCAGCAUCAUCGCCUUCAUUACAUUACUUCCGUUCGAAUUCGAUGACAUUGAAUCUGCCCGAGCUGAAGAACACCAUCAUGCGUUCAAAUGAUCCACUGCCACUCGCUAAACUGGCUUGGUAUCAGCUGCCCACCAAGCCAAGUUCGUUGGUAUUAAGUCGAUUGAGCGCAUCGCAGGCUGGCCGUUCAAAGGCUACCACAACCACGACCACUUCGGCAACAUCUACAGCACCGACUAGUUCCACGAGUAGUAACAGCGUGGCCAAUUGUGUUGCUUCACCUAGAAGUACGCCACCUAAUGGCCCACCAACCCAUUUGACCUUGCCCGAUCCGAAUAUUGUGCGCUUAGUCGACGCACCACUGCCAUCGCCCGGUCCGCUCUUGGGCAAAACACCACUUGUGGACUUUGGUAACACCAGCGAGACUCGCAAAUCGUCUGAAGAUGUGAUCAUAACUAAAAUGCACGAAGAUCGUCAAAUCGAGCCACACACACCCGCGAAACGGUCUAAACUGGCUGCGGAUAACAGCGAGCCGUUUCAGUUGAAUCCAGUACCCACGUCGAGCAAACGCUUGACUAUCAACAACAUCAGCGGUGGCGAUAUCCAGCUUCUGCCCAAUAGCAGUACUAGCGAUCUCAGCAAAAAGGAGGAACGCAUGCGUCGCCUCACUUCCUCCGGCGGCAGUAUAAUACCACUCUCUGAGUGCAGUGAUGUAGAUAAGAGUACGAAAAUGAUACGCACAUCGUUGCUUUCGGGCGGUAGUUUUCAGGAAGUCUCACCCAAACCAAAGGAUAAGGAGAACAAAAGUAGCAUUGCAUUACCCUUCCCUAAUAGUAAUGUUUUCGCGCCCAAAUUAAGUUUGGCUGGUCUCGGUUUGCCCACAAAUGGGCCGCAGCAUUUUCAUCAGUUUUCCAUCAAUCCCAUAACAGCAUUCAAUCCGUUAACACUGCCGCCUUUGCAGAGUAUGAGCGGUAGUGGUGAGAAAUUUAUACCACAUGUGCCCGGUAUACCAGGUCCAAAUAGUCUAACACCCCUACCACCACCACCGCAACAACUACAGUUGCCUCAACCAACACCACAAAUGUUAACCGCUGGACGUUCACUAAGUCCGAACCGCAAGAAAUCACAAAGUCCACUCCUACUUGCGAACAGUGUUAGUCCAAAGUCGCUGGCACUACCACCACAGGAAAAUCUCAAAUCUUCAUCACCGUUCCGUGGCGCGCAAAAUAUGCCCGCUGAGUUGGAACGUGCAACAAGCAUGCGUGUGGCACGCAACUGGAGUCAGCAAGUUGCUACAAACUCAUCGAACAAGCCAAGUAGUUUGGAAGUGCCGAAGAAGCCAUUCAAUUUCACACGCAUGGCAGACAAUAUUAGUCCGCGCAAGAGCGGUGGUGUCAAUGUGCCCAAAAGUUCACCGCCAGAGAAUGAAGUGCGUCACUUCAACUUCGAUCAUUUAACUAAGGAUGUGGACGCCGGUGCCAACUGCGCAUCGACUAGCUCAGCACUCACACCCUUACAUGUCGAUAUUAGCGCCAGUGGAGCGGGCGCUUCUGGCAACAGCAACGGCUCGGAACCCACUGAUGCCGAGACGAAAAAAUCUAAAUUUCUGCGACCGACCAGUCUGCCACUUAAACCUGGCACAUUUACACCCAAGCGACAUCACGGCAUCACACCAAAUGCCAACACACUGCCACUUAUUUCGCCAGAGACUCCACGCCAAUCCAAGUCCUGCGUACAACUAUAUCUGAAUGGUCAUGCCUACACAUAUUUGGGACUCAAAUGUAGCACAAAAAUGUUUUACUGUACCGUGAACUGUCCGCAGGCCUCGUAUGUGGCGGGCGCACAAAAGCUCUCCAUGUACAGCGUGUGGAAAGUGUGUGCGGAAAACAAUCCACAUCCGUUGGGCUUUAAACCAAAGUUGGUGAUGUCGUUGUAUGAUUCACGCCAAAAGAGCUCUACCAGCACCAUGGCCGGCAUGAAUAAGUUGCCCUACACUUUGGUUGUCUCCCAGCAGACUGUGAUGACACCCUUCGAGAACAAUAAGGGUCAGUACCAGCACCAUCAGUUGAAGCAAAUCACGCUCAACACCAACACCUCGGAGAGUGUUGAACAGUUGAAGAAGGCUAGCGCCGGUAGUAGCGGUAGCAGCAGUGGUAGCAGCGGCAGCGCGGAGGGUGGCAGCAAGAAGGAGUCGUCGGCUAGUCAAAUGUUAGUGGGCGGCUACGAAUCGCACGAGGAUUACACCUACAUACGUGGGCGUGGACGUGGCCGAUAUGUCUGUUCAGAGUGCGGUAUUAGAUGUAAGAAACCGUCGAUGUUGAAGAAACACAUACGCACACACACGGAUGUGCGACCAUAUACUUGCAAACAUUGCAAUUUCAGCUUCAAAACAAAAGGCAAUCUCACAAAGCACAUGCAGUCGAAGACGCAUUUCAAGAAAUGUCUAGAGCUCGGCAUUAACCCCGGUCCAAUGCCGGCUGAUGGUGAAUUCCUCGAACCGGAACCAGAGUUCGACCAACAAUCGCAAACUUCGGCUGGUGGACGCACGUCGUCCAUACCAGGCGAAUCGGAUUCGGACGAUUAUAGUGACAAUGAGUCCGAAAGCAGUGGUAGGCAUACCGACGAGUCGAAGUCGCGCCUGCUGGAGCAUGAGGCAGCACGUUGCUUGCUUUCACUCUCAAUGACGCCACCGAUCGGUCAAAGCAUUUCGCCACAUCCAAAAAGUGAACCAUACCCAUAUCAGCAGCAUGGCGAACGCAUGGAAUCAGCCGCCAUGUCAUUUGUAGGACAGACAAGCGCACCAACAACAGCAGUCACCACAACAAAUUCGUCAACUGCCAGCACACAUCCCACCGGCAUUAAACGUGUCAUAUCAUUCAGUUCACCCAAACCACCAUUCGAUUAUCAGAAGCAAGAACAAUACUACUCCAAUCCCGAGGAAUCUAAACCGAAACCCAAUAAUAGCGCCGCUGCAGCAAGUUAUGAGAGUGCGCCCAUAGAUCUCACCAAGCCACGUGCUGCCGUAAAUGUCACAACUACGUCAGUGACUGCCACCACAGCUGCAGUGCAGUUGAGCAGCGUUGCAUUGAUGGAAGAGUACAGCGCCAGCUCAGCAGUGCCACUAAGCGGGCCACCGGUACAAACGCAAGCGCAAAUACGUGACGUAAUAUUCGGUAGUAGCACCAAUGAAUCGGGCUUUCUGAAAACACUCAUAUCGGUGUCGGACAAGGUGCGCAGCUCUACUGAGACCCUUGAGAAUUACAAGAACGGCGAUGAACUGUCACAAGCCUAUCAGUACCACAAGGCAUUCCAAUAUCAUAAAAUCAAACAAAUCCAAAUGAAUCAGAGCUUUCCCGAUGCCAUCAAUGUGAAUGCUAUCAAUCAAAAUCUGGCAAGCACCACAAACAUGAGUACUGUGAGUGUAGCGGGUGCUGGAGGUAGCUCAGCGCUAACAACAACAGCGACUGCGAGCAGUGGUGUGCGUAUCUCAGAGAGCAUAGCCGCGACAGUGGUAGCUAACGACCAAGCUACAGAUGUCAUAGACGUCGUGAACGUGAGCGCAUCAAAUAAAACCGGAACCAGCAUCUCUAAUAAAGUAGAGAAGGAGAAGAGCGCAACGGAGUUGCAAGUACCUACAAUCGAGGUCAAUGCAGUACCAGCGGAAGAACCAAAGAACGAGCAAACAACGGCUUCAGCUGCUGCGGCAGCAACAGCAGCAAGCAAUCAUAAAGUUAAUGUGUCGGCCAGCAGUGCCGGCAACCAUAAAAUAUUGCCCACAAAGUCCAACGCACCUGCGCCCAGUAAGUCAUCCGACGAAGGAGAAGACAGUGAGUGUAUUUCCGAUCAGGAGCAGUCGGCUGUUGGUCCUACCGCCAAACGCAGCCGAAGCAUUAGCAAUUCGGCCACCAACAACAACACAACAAACGUAGAGCCACAUAAUGCUAAAUUGCCUGCGGUCGUGGCACAACCUGGAACUACCGAUUUCACAGGCGUGCUUUCCGCACCAGGACGUACAGUUGUUGUGGGCGAAGAUGGUCUAAAGAAAUCCGGUAAUAAUGAAAUUCAACCCGUCUAUCCGCGCGUACGCAUGUCACCUGACGGACGGCCAGUUUGUAAAGUUUGCACUAAAACCUUCCAAACUCAAGGACAAUUGACCUUACACAUGAAUAUACAUUACAUGGAGCGCAAAUUCCGCUGUGAGCCAUGCGGUGUAUCUUUCCGCACACAAGGGCAUCUGCAGAAACAUGAACGCGCCGAAGCGCAUAAGAACAAAGUCAUGAUGACAUCGACCUUCGGUGUGCCAACGACCUCAAAUCCACGUCCCUUCGAGUGCACCGACUGCAAAAUCGCUUUCCGCAUACACGGACAUCUCGCCAAACAUUUGCGCUCGAAGACGCACGUACAAAAAUUGGAAUGCCUACAGAAAUUGCCGUUCGGCACCUACGCCGAGAUCGAAAGAGCAGGCAUUAGUCUGACGGAGAUCGAUACUAGCGACUGUGAGAACUCGCUUAUCUCGCUGAAAACACUGGCGCAGAAGCUCAUCGAAAAGGAUCCCAACAAAUUGGGCAGCUACACAACACCAUCGGGCAUGAAUCUUGGCAGUGGUCUGAGUGGUGGCAGCGGUGCUAUGGGCGAUUCAGCUACCAAUCACAAUGCUCUUGUAUCGCAAGAUAGCGCUUCCGAGGACGAUUUCAGCGCCGCUACAAUCGCAGCGGCCACUGCUAUUGCAUCGCUGGACAACGAUAGCGCUACGAACACACCGAAACGCACCAACUCGACCUCGGAAGAUGAAGCCAUCGUAAGCGGUUUGAAUAAUAAUCUCAAACGUCGGCUGCCUGGCAACUUUAGCAACGGUGAAGAGAGCGACAAUCCCACCGAGAGCGCUGGCAGCGAGAAACGCGCGCGUGUCUCCUCACUCUCCAGCGUCGGUGCGGCCAGCGCCACCGCUGCGGUCGGCUCACCCGCAUCGAUGAGCUCAUCGAAUGCCUCGUCGAAUAACUGACGUUAUGCCUAUGCGCCGCCGAGCGGAUGAAUAAGGGAUGGUAUGUCACACCACAGCGCCGCAGCCAGCCAACGGUCACCAGCCGCCGCGCAAUGGUCAACGCCUGCCUUACAAUGCAACAGUUAUCACAAUGGCAGCAAUAGCGGCUGGGCAAGCAGUGGUGGUGUUGGUGGUUUGGAGCAAAAACAAUUUCACUUGCAGUUGCAAUAUCAGCCGCAACAUGCGUUAGAAACACAAUUCGCUCUGCCACAUUUGAUGCAUAGGAAGUACUAGCGUGUUGUUGUUAAGUUGUAACGUCUAACAAGUGAUAUGUACAUAUAGGUAUAUAUAUAUAUAUUUUAUAAGAUAUAUCUAGAUAUUUGUUUAAAAAUAUAUUAUGUUAAGCGGUAAAUGAUAACGGCAGUUGUGCCCAUUAAAAAACUAGUUUUGAAGAGUUCCGAAACAGACAGCGCAUAUCCUGUACUACAUAUCGUAUGUAUACAACAGUUAUUCACAUAACGGACACACAUUUUUACAACAACAAUUUCAUUUUUUUUUACAUAGCGGGCAACAAAUUUGAGGUUAUACAUAUAUCACUUUGAAACAGAAAAUAUCCAAAUACACAGUUUGAAAAUGUGAGAAAUAUCAAAAAAUAUACAAAAGAAAAUAUAAAAAUCUGCAUUUGGGCGCAGCUGUCGUUAUUUGCUAGCUUAGCAUUAAAUUGUGGCUACUCUAUAGAGUUGGCUUAUACUUAGAAUUAACAUAUUUAUAGUUAAAAACAAGCAGGUUGUGCGCUGAAAUGAAAGAAAAUAAGUUUGUGGGUAAAAUAUUAAUUAAAAAAAUAGUAAAAUAAUUUUGAAAAAAUAUUAAAAUUUUUUUGAAAAUUGGAAAAAAUUAAAAAUUUAGUUAUUUACAGUAAAAAAAUACAAUAACUAAUUUUUUUUUUGAAAAAUGUUUUCGAAAACAUUUUUUUUUUCAAGUUUAUUUUAUUAUCGUUUUUACACCCAAAACUUAUUCGCUUUCUCAUCGCACAUAACCUGCAAAACAAUAUCAGCGUUCAGUGUUGUUGUAUUUCACGAUAGCAACAACAGUGUAAACAUUAAAAUGUACACAAAAACAACAAACAAAAAACUUAACUAGGGAAUUCAAAUAAAAUACAAAAAUAUCCAGUCAGACAUAUGGUAUUUCAAAAGAAAACAAACAAACUCACACACUAUAUACAUAUAUAUAUGUAGUAUAUACACACAUUUAGAGCCUCUAAAAUCUACAACUAUACAUUCUAAAUGGAAUUAUCUUUGAUUUCAUAUACAAAAUUCGAUAUACACACGCUUGUAUAUUAAAAAAAAAAAUACAAAAAUACACAAAAUCCUCAAUCUACACCUAAACAUAUACACAACUGUUCUACCCACUAUCACUUUACUCUAA